AUUAAUUCGAACAAAGAAUUGAAAUAUAAUGGGGUAAUUCAAGCCACUGACAUUAACCAAAAAUCACAUCAUUCGGAUCUAUUUGAACCUGAUGCAAUUAAAGUACGCUGCAGGUAUAAACAGUGAUGAGGGUGUGGAUUGGGGUCCUCUAUUUCUGUAUUCUUUAAUUUUUAGACCCCUUUUCUCUUCUUUAUUUUGGCUUAUUAUUCUCUAUACUUUAGAUUUCAGCACCACGUUAUUCUCUACUCUUUAUUUUUUUAUCCUACUUUUUCUCUAUUCUUUAUAUUUGUUGGCCUUUAUUCUUCACUUUUUGCCCAUUAUUCUUUAUUCUGUAAACCCAAUCCAGACCCUUCACUCAUCCGUCCCCAACAUUAGCUACCACUGAUAACGCUAUUCCGUAAAUUUUUCGUUCUCUUGUCCGAUAUUUGUUUAUUUGGUGAUAAGAAAGAUUUAGAGAAUGAAUGACCUUAAAGUUACAACUGUAACCACAGCUUGUCUUCAGUUCAGAGAAUAUCCUAAGUUGCCCCCGCCUAAAGAUGUUGCCAAGGAAACACUAGUUAUUUUGUUCAGUUGGUUAGGAGCGUCACAGAAGGAUAUUAAUAAGUAUUUUGAACUGUAUCAUUCAUUAGGAUACGACAUUCUUCAUGUUCCAGGGAAUGUUAAACACUUUGCGUGGCCACCCACGUCUGUAAAUUUAGCAAGGACAGUGCUGGACUACGUAUGUACAGAACUAUCGCAUUACCGUUUUCUUCUUAUUCAUAGUACAUCGAUCGGUUCCUAUAAUUACACAUCGUGUCUAAUGGAAAUGAAUAGAAACCCAUUGAAAUACUGGAAUUUUAGUCAACGUUUAGUAGGAAAUGUAUUUGAUAGUAUAACAUACGGGUCAUAUGAACGCAUGAGAAUAGGUGUAUCAUAUGGUCUUACUCAAAGUUCGUUUAUCCGGGUACUAUUACAACAGUUAUUGGCCUUGUACUUUAUAGUAACAAAAUCUACAACGGUUGACUUCUAUAAGGAAGGAAUGAAGACAUUUAAAGAACAACAAGCUCUAGUUCCAAGUAUAUUUUUCUGUUGUAAGAAUGAUCAUUUAUGUGAUCAUAGUCUGAUCGAUGUUAUGGUAUCAGACUGGCACCAAAGAAUGACCCCACCAGUUUUAAGUGUGUGCUGGGACUCUUCUGUACAUGCAGGACAUCUUUUCAAACAUAAAGACGAAUAUCUAACUUAUCAUGAAUCAUUCAUGGAAGCCGUUCGAAAUUUUCAAAAAGAGAAAAGAGGCAAAACACAUAAAUUUCAUAAGAAAGCAAAGCUAUAAGAUCCAGAUAUUCCGUACUACCAUAAUUACAGCAUAACGACAUGUUAAGGUCCUUCAAAUUAAACUUAAUAAAAUUAAUUUUUUUUUCGAGCUGUUUAAAUCAAAUAUAAAGUAUGUCAUCACAUUCAAGUUCAAAAUGUUUAAGUAGCGUUAUUAAAAAGUAAUUAUUAGUGAAUGUUUGAUAUUAUUUUGGCCACAGUUCUUAAAAAUUUACAACCCCUAAAUAUUGAAAUCAAAAUCAGAAGGUCUUUUCUGUAUUGACCUACACUAAGGUGUAUUGAUAUGACCAAAAGAUGUUAGAAAACGGACGAGACAUUUUAUACUUCGAACAUUUAUGUCUGUUAAGGGACAAAAUAUUGAAAAACAUAGACCUCUUCUGUAUUAGGUGUGUUUGUGUUUCUAAACUGUAAGCUUCGAUUGUACGUUAAGAAGUAUGCUGAACAACAUUAUCAAAAUAUGCAAUAUGCAAGCAUUUUUAAUAUUUAAUGAAAAAAGGUAUGCGAUGUCUUAACUCUAUACACAAAAUUUCUACACGCACUGUUGACAAAACCAAACGCGAUGGUACAUAAUUUUUUGCUGUUCUUUAUCUCAAAUACACAGUUAGACCUUCAACACAGAGCAAAAGCUCCUAUUUCACUGAAAAUGCUUCACCUGUUCAUUGAAGCGAAGUCUAUGAUGCCACACUAACCUGUGUAUUGAAGCACGGAUAUGCAGGGUUAUAUAAUGAAAAACAAAUUAUGAAAAAUCGGACAAAGAAACCAAACUCGACAGCCUCAUUUACAAAAAACAAAACAAAAAAAAAAAAAACAAAACAAAACACAUUUCGACACACCACUAAGACAUUUGUUAGAUAUAUUAUUUAUUUGUUAGAUAUCUUGGCAGGAUAUAUUAAAUUUAUGAUAAGGUCAUCGAUUCGGAUAGAUUACAUCACAUUUUUUAUAAACAUACAUAAGUGCAUGAAGGAGUACAUAUUUAUCGGAAGUAUUAACAUGCCAAUAGUUAUAUAAUUGAAGAUCAUAUACCUCAAGCACAAAGAAACUUUCUUCAGCCUCUAUAAAGAGACAAGCUCGGUCAUUGUUAAGAACGGAAUUUUUACAGUUAAUUAAACAAAAUCUCUCUUCACACUUGACGAAACCCAAAACAGAGGAACGACAAUUGUAAGAAUCUAGUACACAUGUGCAUACGAUCAUUAAAAAUCAGACCUGUAAUAUAUUAGCACCUAUUUCCUUGUGGUUUUAUAUUAAUAUUCUUUCAUUUCAAAGGCUUUUUUCAAAUAAAAUAUAUGCAAAUAAUGUA
Molecule: messenger RNA, 2605 nt
Organism: Mytilus californianus (California mussel)
Lineage: Eukaryota; Metazoa; Mollusca; Bivalvia; Mytilida; Mytilidae
Exons: 2
Coding region: 458-1309 (283 amino acids)
Molecular function (GO): serine hydrolase activity
Source: RefSeq, a predicted model, not a curated record